Molecule: messenger RNA, 3027 nt
Organism: Mercenaria mercenaria
Lineage: Eukaryota; Metazoa; Mollusca; Bivalvia; Venerida; Veneridae
Exons: 2
Coding region: 1-1053 (350 amino acids)
Source: RefSeq, a predicted model, not a curated record
AUGAUGUCAGAGGCUGGAAAGGACAAAAGAAUUACAGAUUUAUUCACGGAGGGAUCGCAUCACCGAUCUUUAUCGGUGAUUUCCAUCAAUCAAAACCUCUACGCCAGCAAGGAUCCGACACAAAGAACAAACUGUCAUUAUCUCGUAAUGUUCAAUAAUCCAGUCGACAAACAAUCUAUGAUCACAUUAGCGAGACAGAUGUACCCUGGUAAAACUGAAUACUUUUUAAAGAAGUCUGAGAAAGUAACUAAACAGCCCUAUGACUUUCUAUUGGUGGAUUUAAAACCAUUUACACCGGAACAUGCCAGACUGAAAUAUGAUUUAAUGUGGAUAGACAGAAGGCCUACGAACAACGAAAGCCUGACAGAACUGACCAAUCAGAUGACAGAACCAGGCCAAAAUUGUAUAAAAGGCGAGCAACAAUCAGAUUUAAAUCAUUUGUCAGUCGGAAUUCAAACUGUAGACAUCGCAGGAAAUAAUAGUGAAAUUAUGGCUGAAAAUACGAAUGCUUGCGACGAUUGUGGACUUUUGUUUGACUCUUCGCAUGAUGUACAGAGACAUGUAAAACGAGGGUGGUGUGCAGAAAUUAACAAUACUACGCAACCAAAGAAAAGAAAAAUAGAAGGCAGUGAUGAUGAAAUGGGAGAUAACGUUGAAGAAAAUCAGGCUUAUCUAUCCCUCUGGAAAAAAGCUAUAGACUGUAACGACGAUAAAUACGACAAAUUGUAUAAUCAGUUUAUACAGGACGGAGAGGAAAAGGAGUCUGCAGAGGAAAUGACAGAAGAUCGUAUCCAGCCGUAUAAUGAACGCACAUUCUUCACAAAAUACGAGUAUUUGUUGGAUUCGUAUAUUCUGCCAUUUCAAAACAGUACACUGCAUCAAAAGAUUUUACAAGACAUACAUUCAUUGACAAUGAAGAAUGCAAGCAUUCAAUCGUCAAUUACGCGUGUACUGCGAAAGUACAAGCCUGACUUUAAGGAGCUGUUUGAGACAGAAUUGCCUGACGAGGAAAGUGAUGAAGAAAGCGAGGAGGACGAGUCUGAUAUUGAAUAAAAUACUUAAUGUAUUAACAAUUAUUUCAUUUACAUUGUUGAUUUUGGACAGUGAAGACAUGGCUCAAUGGGAAAACUAUUUAAAAAGGAUUUAUUUUGAUCCGUCGCAUCCUGCGAGUUUCAGCGGACCGCAAAAAGUGUACAAAGCAGUUAAAGGGGAAGGCAAAUUUAAUAUUAGUAUGCACAGGAUAAGAAAGUUUCUUCAUGACCAAGAAUCAUACAGUUUACAUAAACCAGUGCAGGAAAAGACGACCUUUGAAGAAAAGACAUGGUCAGUGCAGGAAAAGACGACCUUUGGAUGGCAGACUUAAUCGAUAUGGUCAAGUUUGCGAAAUGGAACAAAGGAUACAAAUACAUACUGUUAGUUAUCGAUACAUUCAGCAAGUACAUCUGGCUAAGACCUCUCAAACAGAAAACCGGACAUGAUGUGACAGAGGCAUUUAAAGACAUCUUCACAAAUUCAGGCCGUAUGCCAAAGAGAUUGAUAACUGACAAAGGUCAGGAGUUCAGAGCCAAGUCGGUACAAGAUCUAAUGAAGAAAUACAACAGCUUAUACUCGCCAACACAGAAUGAGACAAAGGCGAGCACGAGCGAACGUGCAGUUUUAAGUUUAAAAUCGAGAAUAAUCCGCUACUUAACCUACAAGGACAAUUACACAUUUCUACCAGUUUUAUCAGCCAUUGCAAUGUCAUAUAAUAACACAUACCAUAGAACUAUUGGAAGGACACCUAUCAGUGUUAACUCAGAUAAUGAAGAAGAGGUUCGGCUUGCAACUUACUCACACAGAAUAAAUCGCGCGUAAAGCUAGGGAAACAAACACUCAAAAGGUUCAAGUUUAAAACUGGCGACUAUGUAAGGAUUACGUAUUUGAGAAAUGCGUUUACUCGUGUGUAUGAUCAAACGUACAGUGGAGAAGUGUUCCGAGUUUCAAAAUGUUAUCACAGAGGAACUUUGCCUGUAUACAGGCUGAAUGAUUUGCAAGAUGAAGAAAUUAAAGGAACAUUUUAUCAGAGUGAAUUACAGAAAGUGGCCUAUGAUCCAGACCAGGCAUUUAAAAUAGAACAAAUUCUCAAACUAGAGGCAAAGGACAGAAUACACAAUGCUUUGUGAUAUAAAGAUAUUAUCCUAAAAAGUUCAACAGCUGGGUGAAAGCUAAUGACCUGCAGUGAUUUUUACAUACAUUUUGUAUAUACAGAUUUUGAUUACUAAACAGAAGCUCUUUUGUAUAGCUUGUGUAUUGUAUUGUUUGUCUUGUAAAUAUCUUGUAAAUAAAUUGACAUAAACUAUAUCCAAUCUUGUUAUUUUGAAUGUUUAAACCAUAAAAGGACACUGGCGCGUGCAACCUGUCAAAUAUGAAAGAUAGAAUAACACUUUUUAAACCUCUUUACCCCGUUUACAAAAUAUCCUACAAACUACCCGCCUAUUUAGUUAAUCGCAUUGCCUAGUGAAUAAGGCCAAUUACCCGUAGCAAAACAUUAAACCUAUAUUUAAGUGAAAAAAAAUUAUCGUCUGUUAAAUCUUACCUGUAUCUUGCUGUUGUCUCCUUGACGUCUGUUUGACUAAUGACAAACCGUUUAUACAUACACAUAUUAUCAUAGGUCUUAAUCAAAACAUUUCUUGAUUGGCUAUCUACGUAAACUGCUUUCUGCUGCAGCAAUACUGAAUUAAUUAUGUAACUAUGUCAUAUAAAUAAAUGAUAAAUACACCAAUUAAAAAUAUGUAGAUGCAAAAUUCAAUAUAUAUUUUGUUAAAAUGGGAUCUCAUAGUCAUAUUAAAGAAAGUUUAACUUGUGAAAUGUCUUUAUUUACAUAUUUAUUAAGAGUUUAUUAUGUAUCAAUCAAAUUGGCACUUGCGUAAUAAUGUACCUCUAGUAUGCUUGUUUACCGAUCUGAGGAGUUAUGAACCGUGGACUGUUACUAUAUUUAAAUAGGAAAGUCCAAUAUUUGAUACUAUUAUUAACUUGACACGAUUUCUA